This is a messenger RNA of Ustilaginoidea virens, 243 nucleotides long. RefSeq lists its product as uncharacterized. Lineage: Eukaryota; Fungi; Ascomycota; Sordariomycetes; Hypocreales; Clavicipitaceae. Bases 1 to 243 code for a protein of 80 amino acids. The transcript has a single exon. The record is from RefSeq and is a predicted model, not a curated record.
AUGGUUGUGUCGCUGUUGUUGCUGUUGUUGCUCGCGGAUGCUGCUGUCCCUGCUGCUGUCCCUGCUGCUGUCCCUGCUGCUGUCCCUGCUGCUGCCCCUGCUGCUUCCCCUGCUGCUGUCCCUGCUGCUGCCCCUGCUGCUUCCCCUGCUGCUUACCCUGCUGCUUCCCCUGCUGCUGCUGCUGGGAACGCAACCAGCUUCUUGAGAGAUUUCGGGGUUCGCCAGAUGGAGUCUACAGCUUAA